Messenger RNA from Porites evermanni, 10734 nucleotides. Lineage: Eukaryota; Metazoa; Cnidaria; Anthozoa; Scleractinia; Poritidae. The record is from the annotation of a GenBank genome assembly.
UUAAUUGCAGCAUCAUUGCUUCCAACCCAUAUUAAAGGGAAGAAGCAUCAAAGAUUGUUAAACUUGAGACAAGAGCGAGAAAAGUCAUGUAAGAAAAGCAUUUAUGUCCGUGGUUUUCAAAACUCAGGCUCAAUUGAAGAAGAGUUGACUGACUAUUUCAGCGCCUAUGGAAAAGUCUCAAACAUUUUUGUGGACAAAGACAAGGUAGAUUUUUCCUUUCAUUUUAGUGGAUCAAUUUAGUCAAUAAAUUCAGAUUUACCGGUAUAAUAUUCAUCCCCACUUUUCAGAUUUUAAAAUUUUCAAACAACACUUUUUUUUUAUCGUAUUGUGUGUAAUUUUCUAAUUUUUUUAUUAUUCUUUAUUCAUGGAAAUAUAAAUAUACUACUGACAUUUUUUUAGCCUUCUCCCUUUUUAGGCCCCCUUCUUUCAUAACUCUCCUCUUAGGUUCAAGUUUGCAGUAAGCUAUUCUUUUAGUUUAUCCUGGUAUAAGUCCCCUUCUAGUCUCCUAUGCAGCUGCUGUCCUAACUUGGGAGGAUUGGUACAUAAUGGAACAAAACAGGUGCACUGGAGACUAGUCUCUGCCUGAAGUAAAUAAGUCCCCCAGAUGUUAACAAUAUUAUUUAUUUAAGGUAACUAUAAUCUCCUCUCUAUCACCUCCCACAGAAACGAUAUCAUCUCAAACGACUACUUUUUUCACACUGGUCACAUGAAGUCGUCCUCAGUGACGGAGAGAAUUUACUUUUAGCAAAUUGUCACUUUCUUUCUUGUCAUUUGUUUCGGUUACUUCAGUACAAGAAACAAAAAAUGAAGAAAAACAAACCUGAUGGCUCACAGCAUCAUCUGCAUAGACUAUCACAAAACCAAGAAAUAGCAGAAUUUGUGCCAGAGGAACUUGUGGAUAAAAUCAAGUCAUCUGUUAGCACAGUAGGUGGACAAUGAGGUUUUAACUCCUUAACUCAACAAGUGCUCAAAGUUAAAAUCUUCCAAAACAUUCUUAAUUUCAUUUUGUGAAAUGAUGAAAAAACAAGUAGUUCUAUGUGAAUAAACUGCUGAAGAGGUUUCAUUCGAAUGAUCACACCAUAUGAUUUAUCCACCACAGACUCAAAAGUUAGAGUCAGAGCACUUUUCAUUUUUCAGAAAUGGCCAGCCUGACCGUUCCUGUCAUCAUGAGAAUCUCACUUUCAAUCAAAACUGUGUAGCCAGGUCAGCCAAAUCCUGGAAAAUAGGCAUAGGGUUGAUGGGAUUUUUGAGUGAAAACUCUUUAAAACACCUAUUUCAUUUUCAAAAUGACAAGUCUGGCCGGUCAGUUCUAACUUUUGGAAAUUACCCUUAGUCAUCCACUUUAGGAGUGAGAAAGUUAAUUUAUUGUUUAUUGUAAUCACAUUCACAGUACUAUGCAAAUCUCCAGCUACAAAAAUGAUAGUCCUAAGACUUUGAUCUGUUUCACUCCGGUCAUCUUGUCUGACUGACGGUGGGUAUGAUUUCAUUUGACAAAUUAUAGCUGGUGCAGCAACCCAAAAGCAAGCAGUGCAACUAAAGCUUAUAAUUCCCUCCUAAGCCUCUUCUUACUGUGCCUUGGUGUUUCCUUACAGGUUCAAGAACAAAUGAACUUAUUAAUGCAACAAUUGUGUCUGACUGAAGGAGAUAUUAAGCUGCGAAAACUGGUCUGCCAACUAUUGCAAGAAGUAUUUUAUGAGGUUUACCCUGAAGCAUCAGUCGUGCCAUUUGGCUCGACAGUCAGUGGAGUUGGCUGGGAAGGAAGUGACCUGGAUGUUUGUUUACUGACACCUUCUCAACAAGAUGAUGCUGCUAUAGACUACUCUUUGGUCAUCGAUGUGCUGCGUAGUUUUGCCCCAGGUUGCAUAAACAUUAUACCUGUCUUAACUGCGAAGUGUCCACUUAUUAAAUUCACACAUCAGCCGUCAGGCUUGUCUUGUGACCUUUCAGUUAAUAACAGGUACGGUUAAGAGAAAGUGUGUUACGUUUGCAUCAGAAGGAUCAGUUUGCAAAUUAUUUUAACAUGUCAGUCUAUGUUUUGUGACCUAUCCUUUUUGUUCCCUUUCUUGCAGGCUUGGUGUGGCAAACUCAGAUCUCCUCCGUUGCUACAUGUCGCUUGAUCCCAGGGUUCCUCAGCUAGUGUUUAUCGUGAGAGCCUGGGCAAGAGCCAAAGGUCUUACCGUUGGUAAACAGUUAUCAAACUAUGCCUUGACCCUCAUGGUGCUGUAUUUCCUGCAGAUGCGAACUCCGCCUGUGAUCCCGUCUCUUCAGCAAGGAUUUGACAGUUGGAUCAAAGAGCUGUCAUGUUUGCAUAACACAGGUGACAAUGACCAUCACACCCUGGUCGUUAAACAGCUUGAGUCUGAUGUCAUUGAUGGCUGGGAAUGUUCUUUUUUCAAAGACACUCACAGACUUUCUAUGUCACAGAAUGAUACAAGUCUGAGUAAGUAUGGCUGCUUAGGCAGCUUACCUGUUAUUUUGAUACAAAGUUGUUUUGAUACAAGUUGCCAUUCUACAGGGUUGUCACUAAGAUUUCAAGUUGCCGGGUAAAUACAACAAGUAGGCGGGGAAUCAAAUUGCUAUGGAUUUCUUUUGGUUCUAUUUUUCUUCUAUUGUCCAAUAAAAGUAGCUGGGGCCACUCUCUUAAUAGCCGGGGAAAAUCCUUGGCCCCCGGCUCUUAAUGACAACCCUGAUCCUACAUAAGGUAAUCUGGAUUCAGGAUUUUGGGGAUUUUUGCCAGUGGAAUCCAGAAUCCUGGGCUUUGGAAUCCGGAUUUCAGCUCACGUAAAUCAGGAAUUCUACUAAUGAGUGGUAUUCGGAAUCAAGUUCCACCGACAAGGAAUCCAAAAUCCAGUUUGUGGAAUCCAUAAUCCAAGACCAUCUUGGAUGGUUGCCGGUCGUUUUAAUACAAAGUUGUAUCGAUACAAGUUUAUUCAUUCAAGGUGUAAAUAGUUCCAUGUACUUGGCUUAAAGAACGAAGAUAUUCACCGAAAAUGUUUUUUGUUUACUCACAAACUAUACUUGAAGUGAACAAAAUUUCAAAUUGAGUUUGUAUCGAAACGACUAGUUUCCCCUUGGAUUACCUUGCAUGUGACGAAAGUCGAUUCAGUUGAGGUUUAAUAAUUUCACGUAGUUGGUUUAUAAUGAGGAACUUUCACGUCAUAAAAGUGAUCGAAAAUAUCCCUGCAGUUCAACCCCCCUCCUCACUUCGGUACCCCCACUUCCUGAUGUUUCGCUUCUUUAAAAGUCGUAUCGAAACGACAAAGACAAAUCAGAAGCACACGUUGAAUAUAGCCUACUCUGCAAGCAUUCCUAGUGAUCACACCUACAGGGGGGCGAGGGACUGGGGCACCGGGGUGGGCACCAGAAAUCCUUGUUAAGUAGAUAAGGAUUUCAUGAUCUGAGGAAUUUUUAUUUAAUUCACCUACAAGCAAACUUGUUCACAGCAAAUUAAUUCGGGCUUACUGAUUGAUUCGCUCUCUAAAGCAAUACGCUCAAUUUAUUAUAGAACGAGAAAUCCAGCAUUUCCUUUUGCGUCGCUAAUGCAAAGCGCAGGUAUUCGUUCAUGAACAAUUCUAAUAGUUUUUUGUUCUUUCUGUGGGCUCUUCUCCAAAGGGGGAGCUAGAUCAAAGAUAGCGUUCAUUUUUGAUUUGGCGGGUUAUUUAGCAGCGACUUCCUCUGCGGCCGCUUUUUUCGGUUUCUCCUUAUUCACGUUAUGACAAACGCAAAUUUGUUCCACGUGACCAAGUUUUCCCUUUACUCGUCUACUCUGCUUUACUUCUACAAACAAUAAUAGGUACAUUUACGUUAUUUUCAUCCAUAAGAAUUGUUUUAGACUGUUUUUAACAGCUCAUUUUCUAUUAUGAUAAAUUCUCAACUUGAGUUUGCCGUUAACGUUACCCCAAAUCUCUCUAUCAUUCAGAUUGGGUUUAACGCAAGAUAGCCCACUUUCUAAUUCCCGAUGACUUAUUCUUCGACAUUCGAAAGUAAGCGACAGCUUCUACGAGAAACACUCUCUUUUACACUUCUAACGCCACAAAUCAGGAAAGUCGUUUCGAAAUCUAUCGAUAAUUUAAUACAGGCAGUCGUAAUCAGGAAAAAUAUCAGUGAGACAUUCUAACGUUUUCUGCGUUUGAGCCAAGUAACAAGGAGCUUUCGAUCAGCUUUUAGCUGACGAGAAAGAGUGUAAUGUUUUUUUGGAAACAGUUCUGCUUGUGACUAAGCUUUGGCUUGUGUGUUCUGUUAUUUUUGUCUGUGGCGUUGUGAGGAUUCCUGAAGAACUGGAAUUUCAAAUUUUUUAUUAGCGUUAUUGGUUAUUGCUUUUGUUUAUUUGGUGGCUCCUAAAGGAGCCGUUGGUUUUAUAAAAAGCCAAUGCACUUAUGCUCGUUCUCCGCGGAUUCGGCGGGCCAGCUGAAUGUCCUUGGGCAUGAUGGUGACACGCUUGGCGUGGAUGGCGCACAAGUUGGUGUCUUCAAACAGACCAACAAGGUAAGCCUCGCUAGCCUCUUGAAGAGCCAUCACAGCAGAGCUCUGGAAGCGCAGAUCGGUCUUGAAAUCUUGAGCGAUUUCUCGCACAAGACGCUGAAAGGGCAGCUUGCGGAUCAACAGCUCAGUGGAUUUCUGGUAACGACGGAUCUCUCGAAGAGCGACUGUGCCAGGCCUGUAACGAUGAGGUUUCUUGACGCCACCAGUAGCGGGCGCGCUCUUACGGGCUGCUUUUGUGGCGAGCUGUUUUCGUGGGGCUUUUCCACCGGUUGAUUUACGGGCAGUUUGCUUUGUGCGAGCCAUGUUUGAAAACUUGGAGUCAAUUGGAGAGACUGAAUUAUCGUUGAAUAGACUCCCAAAAACUUUAUACCUGGCGCGUUUCAUUCUGAUUGGCUGAAAUGUUUGCUCUGUGAUUGGUGGAAUAAGACUGACUUGGUGUACCAUCGGCAAUUUUCGAUCCUAAAUCAUUUUUUGCUUGUUUAAGUUCUUUGAUUCUGACGAUAAUAAGCCAAUGCGAAAAAAUUUUAUGUUUGCAACAAUGUUAUAAAUCGCUGCAUUUCUCGUGCCAAAAAUGCAUCAUAUUUCUGCAAAUCGGGAGCACAACUGUCCAUCACGGUAAACUACUUUAGCAAAUUAUGCGCAUAUUUCACUUGUCAUAAUAUUUGCCCUCUGUUUAACUUAAAUAUCGCUUUUGUUAUAAUUGAACCAAUGGAAAGGCCUCUAAGUUUCCAGCGAGGUCCUCUUUGCUGUCAUAUAAAGCCGAAACGAGGCUUUUCUGGCACAAUUCGAUAAGAGAGCACUAACAUUCAGUCAAUAUGUCUGGUCGUGGCAAAGGAGGCAAAGGUCUAGGAAAAGGAGGCGCCAAGCGUCAUCGAAAGAUCCUUCGUGAUAACAUCCAAGGCAUCACCAAGCCGGCUAUCCGCCGUCUUGCUCGCCGUGGCGGUGUCAAGCGAAUCUCUGGCCUCAUUUACGAAGAAACCCGUGGCGUUCUUAAAGUUUUCCUCGAGAACGUCAUCCGCGAUGCUGUAACGUACACCGAACACGCCAAGAGAAAGACCGUGACAGCCAUGGACGUGGUGUACGCUCUCAAACGCCAGGGACGUACUCUGUACGGAUUUGGUGGUUAGACUACACUGCCUACACUCACAUCACAAACGGCUCCUUUAGGAGCCACCAAAUCCUUAAAAGUCAUGACCAAUAAAGUUUGCUAGUCUUUCUCUCUUAAGUCUUUUGAAAGUUCCAGAGAGGGCAUCGCAGAAAUUGGCUAAAUUUUUGAACAAAGUAUUGUCUAUAACUGGUCGAUGAUUAGGCUUUUUGGUUAAAUUUUUGUACACUUUCCCUCGGCUAAAUCGUCCCUGUAACGGCUACUACUGGGGGAAAGUUUUGUCGUGUUACCGGUCGUUUCGAUACAAAAACGUUUCGUUACAAGUUUUAUUCCGUCGAGUUGUAAAUAGUUUAACGAACUUAUUCACCCAAAGUGCUUAUCUUUUUCACGCGCAAACUUUACUUAAAGAGAUCGAAAUUUUUAUGUAAUUUCACUGCUCAAGUUUGUAUCGAAACGACCGGUUUGUCGGUUCUAAAGGGACACCCAAGUACUUCGCCCUUCAGGAACGAUCCUUAGUGAGAUUUUGAGUAGUUUUGGAAUCUAUACCCCUUGCAUGCGUGUUUUCACUAUAACAAGUUUGUAAGACCUUUACGUCGAUACUGUGAGCUUUUUAUAAAAGUUUUUACUUAAGUGAUGAAAUUCUUGUAAGGCCCACUUUUUCAAGGGGAAGUUAAACAAUGUUGGCGACUUUGCAUCUAUGCUGUGAGCUUUUUAUAAAAGUUUAUACUUAAGUGAUGGAAUUCUUGUAUAUAAGAACCCCUUUUUCAAGGGAAAGUCAAUCAAUGUUGGCGACUGUCAUGAUCGAUCCGGAAUGUUUUUCUUUUCAGUGGAAAAGUUUAUGAAAGGUUUUCCGUCUAAGACUUUGGUCAAAUGUGGAACUUUCUUGGAAGUUUUACCGUUCUGUGAUCAAUGUGCAACGAAAGUUCACUCCCUGUAUUAAGGUAGCGUCCAUUUGCACGCUAAAAUGGUACUAAAUUUGCAUUUGAAUAGUCCUUAUCUUUUCACGAGCUAAUGCUCAAAGAAAAUUAUCUUACGGCCGGAAAUGAUGCGGCUACUAGUUCUCUUAAUUUACACAAAGAGAGAAAAGUUACUUAAAGUUGUUUUAAAAUCGGUCAGUUUUCCGUAGAAUUUUUCUCCUUGGCCAUCUGUCAAAUGUGGAAAGGUUUCCCACUCUGUAAACAACGUGUAAGGAAGGAGCUCUUUUCCUAACGAACUCACAUCAAUUUGCGCGCUCAAACUUGCACUAAAUUUGUAUUUGAACAGUCCUUAUCUUUUCAUAAGUUACUCAACGUUGCCUUAAGUUCUGUCCAAUUUUCCUUAGAAUCUGCAUAAACCGGCUUUGCAGACGGUCAGCUAUUCUUGAAGUGUCCUCUGUGAUCAACGUGUAACGAAGGAGCUCUUUUCCUAACGAACUCACAUCAAUUUGCGCGCUCAAACUUGCACUAAAUUUGCAUUUGAACAGUCCUUAUCUUUUCAUAAGCUAGUUAACGUUGCUUUAAGGUCUGUCCAAUUUCCUUAGAGUCUGCAUAAACUGGCUGUGCAGACGGUCAGCUAUUCUUAAAGUGUCCUUCGUGCAUCUUAAAAGGGAAAUUUUGUACUAAAAUAAGUUUUCAAGAUUUUGGCGCUUGAAUUUCCUUGUACUAGUCCUUAGGUAGUCCUCUUAUAAAAAACUUUACUUUUGGUUUUAAUUUCUGGACUAAUGGUAAUUGAUAACUGAGUAUUGGUCAUGACUUUAUAACAUAUGGUGGCUCCUAAAAGAGCCGUUUGUGUUUUGAAAGCUUAAGUUUAAGCUUUCUGCUUCUUCUCGGUCUUCUUGGGCAACAGCACAGCCUGGAUGUUGGGAAGAACGCCUCCUUGGGCGAUGGUGACACCAGCGAGCAGUUUGUUCAACUCCUCGUCAUUUCGGACGGCCAGCUGAAGGUGACGGGGGAUGAUUCUUGUCUUCUUGUUGUCACGAGCAGCGUUGCCAGCCAACUCAAGGAUCUCAGCGCUUAAAUACUCCAGCACGGCGGCCAAGUAGACCGGGGCACCGGCGCCAACUCUCUCAGCAUAGUUUCCUUUGCGAAGAAGACGGUGGAUUCGACCAACAGGAAACUGAAGCCCUGCUCGGGAUGAUCGGCUCUUGGACUUCGUGCCCUUUGCCUUUCCUUUACCGCGACCAGACAUAUCGAAAUUUAAUAGUAGUGUUCAGAGUAGUGUUCUGAGCAGUGUUAUAGGGAAAUGAAUGACUCAAAAUUUGGCGGUCUACAAGAUUUAUAGCACCAUCCCUUUUCAUUAGGAUCGAAACGCACCAAUCAAAGUCCUCUUUCGUUUUUGAAUUUCAAAUAACCUUUGUAAGAAAGAAAAUGACAUGCACAGUAGACACAGUAACUUCAACUCGUCGUUUAGAAUUGAAAAGAGCAGUGUGUGCCCAGUGGAACAUCCAAUCAGAAAGCAAGGAUUUCGAUCCGUAUGAUAAUCGAUCAUUUCGUUAUUUUGGUAUAAAUACAAGAUGGAUCGCGUUGGCUGAGCAUACCCAUACAACAAGCAUGGCACCCAAAGUUGCAGGAAAGAAAGGCGAGAAGAGAGCCGGAAAGGCAAAGGCUGCAGGAGAAAAGAAGAAAAGGAGGGGAAAGAGAAAGGAAAGCUAUGCUAUCUACAUCUACAAGGUGUUGAAGCAAGUUCACCCUGACACUGGUAUCUCCAGCAAAGCCAUGGGCAUCAUGAACUCGUUCGUGAACGACAUCUUCGAGCGCAUCGCGACCGAAGCUUCCCGCCUUGCCCACUACAACAAGAAAUCAACCAUCAGCUCCCGCGAGAUCCAGACCGCCAUCAGGUUGCUUCUGCCCGGUGAACUGGCGAAACACGCCGUCAGUGAAGGAACCAAGGCUGUGACCAAGUACACCAGCAGCAAGUAAACUCUCUGCGAGGGUUUACCGCCAAAAACAAGGGCUCUUUUAGGAGCCACCAAACCUUAAAAAUGCAAUAACCAACAGACCUUUUUCUCGUCAUUGAUAAAAUCCUAACCAAAAGAAGACACUAAAUAGCGGUAAAAAUUAAAACAAAAAAUCGUUUUCAGUUAUCUCUUGCGACUUCUCGUCUAAGACGAGUAUUCCAUUUUUCUCGCUGCAGCGUCAGUUCUUCGUAACAAGAAUGAACCUCCAGGUUUAAAUGAACACGGAACACAACCAGAGUAAACGGUUCCAAGAAAUUUGUAAGGGUUAAAAGAAAUGGUUCGUGCUUUUUGACCUAACACGGCUGAAAAUCAAACGUUCCUCUAUUCUUUGUAGAGUAGCUACCGAUGCGAUGUACUGCAGGCGCUUUUGUGCUGUUAGAAAAAUAAAAGCGCGAUCAACAAACAUGAACCCUCGACACGGCAUUUUUGUUCUUCAUUAUUUUUUUAUUGAAUAUUCUCUUGCUUAUUUUUUAAGUGCCACGCAGCUUAUCGGAAUUUUUUUUCGUUUUUUUUUUUCGCACCAUACCGGAUUGCUUUUGCGCCGCCAAGAGAAUCAUACCGCAUGCAGCUUCUAUUCACACACAAGAACGUUUGUGGAGGCGCGAUUUCUGUAACGGAGCGAAGCUGCGCCGAUUUCGAAUGUGGAACCGCCUUUCAUCGUCCCUUUUUGUUGGGAAAUUUUCUUUUCUCUGCAUAGUUUGUUCGACGGUAGAUUUUUUCAUUAGUCAUGGUUGAGAGCAUUCGUCAAACAGUCUAAAGCUAGGGUGCGUGAGGCUCGCGCGCGAAGCACGCGAGAAUUCACACUCAUAUACACAGCUGGUAAUACAUUUGCCCUCAGAAAAUGAGCGUAGGGUAAACAAUUUUUUUUUUCAUGUGUCAAUUAAAUUUCUUCGUUUAUAUGUUUUCUUCAGGUCAGUUAUUAGAGGAAUUCUUUUGCUACUUUUCAACCGAAUUCAACUUUUCUGGCUCUGUAGUGAAUAUAAGGACUGGAUGUUGCACCAGUACCGCCUCUGUGCUAGAGGAGCUGAAAGGUGCAAAAUAUUCAGGAAGUAAUACAACAACUUCAUUUGGUUUAAACGAAGACAGUGUUGGUCAAAGAGAAGACUUCAUAAGAAAUGAUUCCACUGCAGAUGAGUGUCAUCAGAAAGCUCAACCAAGUUCAAGCACUGCAAGCUCUGCUAUGAAAACAAAAUGCGGCAAGCGAGUAGAGUUUAAAAUCUCGCCUUUGUGUGUUCAAGAUCCGUUUGAGUUGACGCAUAAUUUGACUCAAAACGUGCCUGGUUCUUUGCUGAAACAUAUCGUAGAACUAAUGAAGGACGCGCACAAGAUUUGUAGCGAGAUAAACAACCGAAAGGAAAAGAAAAUCUCGUUGCUUGACUUGUUAACUGUUUGUAAGACUACCAAGAAACGAAGGAGCACAAACUGUCACUCUUUCUUUUUCUCGUUUCACGAAGCAGGCUCUCUGAAGCUUGCUACGUCCAAGAGUGUUUUAAUGUUUAUUGUGGAAACUUUAGAAAAAGAAUUUGGCUUGAAAUGUGAACGAAAGGGAAAUUCAGCGAAAAGACAGCGCAGUUGUGAGCAACAGUCAGAAACGCCGUUGUCAAAGAGACAGCGGAUUGACUGGCAGUGCUCGGUGAUGUCACAGGAUACCCAAGUGAGUAAAGAAUCACAGGACACUGACUCUGUCAAUGGGACGUCUGGUUGCGUUGUGAAAUCAACAAACACAGAUAAGCAAGAAAACGUCAAGAAAACAGAAUGCACUGAUGACAAUGGUGAAAUUUUUUCAUUAAUUUGCACGGCCUUUGAAAAUACGUGGACGCAUUCUCGUCGAGAAAGGCGCAAGCAUAAACUAUCGCAGAAUCAGAUGAAAGAAAGAGAAAAAACUGAGGGAGAAGAAAUAAAAAUACCCGCUGACGAUUCACAAGUGAAGUCAGGAACAGUUUCUCAAGAAAUAUGCGAGGCAUCAUCUUCGUCCACUCACUCGGCGUCAAUACAGUUCGAGGGUUCUAAAAAUGUCAACAGCAUUGCUUCUCCAAUUCUGGUCUUUGAGCUUAGGGUGGAAGGAUCACCGCAGAAUACUCCAAAUGUGGCUGGUUGUACUGUUGUGAUGGAACAUGUUGAAAGUCAAGACUUUCAGCUUUUUGGGAACUUUUUCUCGGCUUUUAAAAGACAUUUUAUGGGAUUAUUACAGAAUAAGCAAGCAUGUUCUUAA